Messenger RNA from Fusarium vanettenii 77-13-4, 1170 nucleotides. RefSeq lists its product as uncharacterized. Bases 1 to 1170 code for a protein of 389 amino acids. The record is from RefSeq and is a predicted model, not a curated record. Lineage: Eukaryota; Fungi; Ascomycota; Sordariomycetes; Hypocreales; Nectriaceae. The transcript has 3 exons.
AUGGCUUCUGCAACGUUUGCAAACGUUUCCAGCCGACCAGUUGCUUGGACCCUUAGUCAGCCGAGCUCAGCGCUGCCAGUCAAGGCUGUCGUUGAUUCCACCACUUUCACCUCAACUGAGUCCAACUCUACCGGGUUUCAGAAGCUGUCUAGCUCUUUCACCGACAAAGAUGGACUCUCUAGCGUGGACUCGACUCUCCUCCAAAACGCUGGCAUGAUUCGCUCCAUCGUCAAGAUCGAAUCGCGCUUCGAAAAUACAAAGACUGGCCAUUCCAUUUGGAAGAUCGGCACAGGCUGGCUCAUCCGUCCCGACCUCAUCGUCACCGACGGUGAUGUUGUGUACGAUGCCGAGUACCAGCUGGGCGCCGCCACCCAGGUCAAGUGUUUCAUCGGCUACCAUGCCAGUAGCUCCUCGGAGAUCCAACCCCGUUAUGGCCAACGUGUCGUGACUUCCUCCGAGUCGAUUGAUGGCUCGGAGAAGCGCUCGCGAGACAUUGCCUUUAUCCGAGUCGCCGAGCCCUUUGCGAUCAAGGGCUGCACUUGCAAGGUGCUUGAACAAGUCAGCCUUCCAGAGCUUGAGGUUGUCCCAAAGGCCCCUGUCCAAGAGCCUGUCGUGUCCGAGUCCAAAGAGAAUGCCACCACGACAACAGAAUACUACACGAGCUCCAGUGGUGUUUGCGGCGGGACUGAUGUCACUGUUCCUCAAGUUGAGCAGCCCAAGCCCCAGCCCGAGGUCAUCCAACCCCAGGAGCCAGAGCUCAAGAUCCCGUCUGUGCCCGUUCAUUCGAAGACAGAUGUCGAUGAUUUCGUCAACGUGACCUCGGUGGAGGCGAACAACCCGACCUCCCUGGUCGCUGACACGACCACAGAUCCAUUCUAUGAGGUUCUCAAGACUGUAGCUCAGAUUGAUGCAAAGACUCUCGAUAUUGAGUCUCCUCUUGUUGACGAAAUCGGUCAGUUUCUCAGUGCCAGCGCCGGACCUUUGCUCCGCUAUGUGGUGGGUGCUGAGCCGAUCUCUACUGGCGAGAAAACAAGGCUUCCCGGUGUCUCAGAGAGAGCCCUGCUUUCCGAGGCAUCUCUACAGGGUGUCUUGGCAGAUGAGGAGUUAUCGGAGUUGGACGAGAUCCUCGAGCACAUGCGACGGACCUGGUCCGCUAAUGCACCUGCUUGA